Molecule: messenger RNA, 5359 nt
Organism: Oryzias latipes (Japanese medaka)
Lineage: Eukaryota; Metazoa; Chordata; Actinopteri; Beloniformes; Adrianichthyidae
Source: RefSeq, a predicted model, not a curated record
AGAAGCAGGUCUCAUGUGUCAGUGCACAGAAGGGCCUGGAGGCAGCUGCUCUCUGGAAUGGCCGCCACUGGGAAUCUGUCUGAAGAGCAGGUGCACUGCUCCAUUUGUCUGGACGUCUUCACCAACCCUGUUUCUAUCCCCUGUGGACACAACUUUUGCCAGAACUGUAUUCUGGGAUACUGGAAGACCAGCCCUCUGUAUCAGUGUCCCAUGUGCAAGAAGUCCUUCUACAAGAGGCCAGACAUCAGCGUCAACACGGUCCUGAGGGAAAUCGCCGAGCAGUUCAAGCAGAUCCGGGUCAAGAGCAUGGAGGAAAAGGCCAGCACCAAACCAGCAGAGGGGAAAGCAAAGAAGUGGACAAUGGAGAGAAGGAAAAAAGAGGAUGAGGAGAGGCUUUUGGAGGAGGAUAAGAAGCAGCAGCUUGUAGAGGAGCUUAAGCAAAAACAGGAGGAAGAGUUGAGAAAGAAGCAAGAUGACUUGCCCCCUUUAAUCCCUCCGGAGGUGGCCUCCAAAGCAUCUCCUUCAACCUUACUCCAAACUGUAGUCGAGGGUCCUGCACCACCUCUACCAGAAACGUCCCCUCCCCCUUCACCUCCUUUGUCCUUACCUUCACCUCCUUCCCCAUCCCCUCUUCUCUGGGAGGAGGUCCUCUGCGAUGUCUGCUUGGGAGAAGGGCGGCCCAAAGCAGUCAAGUCCUGCCUGGUUUGCCUGAGCUCGUACUGCGAGGAGCACCUGAAUUCCCACGCCGCCCGCUUCACCAAGCACAAGCUGAUGGAGCCCGUGGCCAACAUGGAGGACAGAAUGUGUCCAAAGCACGAGCGGCUGCUGGAGCUCUUCUGCAAGAAGGACCAGACGUGCGUGUGUGUGCUGUGCACGGAGACUGACCACAGGGCUCACUACACCGUUCCCGUGGAGAGGGAGUGGACAGAGAAGAAGGCACAGCUGAAGAGAACGGGGAUUGAUGUGCAGCAGAUGAUCCAGGACCGAGUGACCAAGGUGGAAGAGAUCAAACUCUCCCUGGAGCUGAACAAAGCCAGUGCAAAGAAAGAGAUGGACGAGAGCAUGCAGGUCUUCUCAGAGCUGGUGCGCUCCAUCCAGAGGGCGCAGGCCGAGCUGGUUGUGGCCAUCGAGGAGAAGCAGAGGCAGACAGAGCGCCGUGCCCAGGGCCUCAUCUCCGAGCUGGAGCAGGAAAUCUCUGAGCUGAAGAGGAGGAACGCAGACCUGGAAAACGUGGCUCGGACCGAUCACAUUCACUUCUUACAGAGCUUCCCUGCCCUCUGCACUCCCCCAUCUGUGAAGGACUGGUCUGAGACCAGCGUUCCCACUGACACCUGUGUGGGAAUGAUCCGGAGAACCGUCUGCCACCUGGAGGCUACCCUGACCGAAAUGAUUGACAAACUGUUAGAAAAUGAGAUCACAAAGGCUCAGAAAUAUUCAGUGGACGUGACUCUGGACCCCGACACGGCCAACCCAUGGCUGCAGCUGUCUCAGGAUCGGCGUCAGGUGAGGCACCUGGGGGCCUGGCAGGACCUCCCCGACCACCCUGAUCGCUUUGACACUGUGGUGAUAGUGCUGGGACGCGAGGGCUUCACUUCCGGCAGACAUUACUGGGAGGUCCAGGUGGGGGACAAAGACGACUGGUACAUCGGUGUGGCCAGGUCUUCGGUGAACAGGAAAGGAAGGAUCUCUGUCAGUACAACCCAGGGCUAUUGGGCUCUGGCCCUGAAAAAAGGCCAGGGCUACCGUGUAUCCACAGCCCCAGCACUGCAGCUUUCGCUUGAGUCUAAGCCCAAGAGGGUGGGGGUGUACGUGGACUAUGAGGAAGGUCAAGUGUCUUUUUAUGACGUGAAGGCUCGGACCCACAUUUACACGUUUGAAGCUUCUUUUACAGAGAGGAUUCGUCCCUUCUUCUACCUUUACUGCUGCGAUAAAGCCUCUGAGACCAUGGUGAUCAGUCCUGUAGGUGAGAAAAGUCUGAUCAAGCAGAACCGUGGAACCAACAACAAACGGGGCAGCUACACAUUAGGCAGUUGCUCUUUAAUUGCAAUCUUUGGAGCUUUUGCAAUGUCGGCUUUCAGCGCUUUUGCUUCUUUGCCGGAGGAUCAGUUCCUCUGUUCCAUCUGUCUGGACAUCUUCACCGACCCAGUCACCACCCCUUGUGGUCACAACUUCUGCAGAACCUGCCUGAGUCAACACUGGGACGACAACGAGCUUUGCCACUGCCCCAGGUGUAAUAAAAGAUUCCCCAGCAGGCCAGAUUUCUGCACAAACACCAUCAUCUCAGAGAUUUCAGUCCAGGUGAAGAGGAGAAAACUGGAGGUGAUGGAAGAUGAGGGCAAGCCGUGGCGGGUGAUGUGUGACAUCUGCACACAGUUCAAGCUCAAGGCCUCAAAAUCCUGCCUGGUGUGCUUGACGUCUUACUGUGAGGCACACCUGGAGCCCCACCACAGAGUCCCCGCCCUCAGGAGGCACGGACUGAUCGAGCCGGUGGAGAACCUGGAGGAGAGGGUGUGUGAGAAGCACAACAGGGUGCUGGAGCUCUUCUGCAGGCAGGAGCGAGUCUGCAUCUGCCUGCUGUGCAGCGAAGCAGAGCACAAAGACCACCAGUUUGUGGCUGUUGCAGAGGAGGCAGCUCAGCAGAGAGAGAAUAUCGAAUCCACAAAGGCAAAGAUCGAACAAAUGAUCAAUGAGAGAAAGGAAAAGAUAAAAGAAGUCACUGAAAUCUCAGAAAUGAGCAAAGUACAAGCAAAAAAAGAUUUGGAAGACAUUGAGCAACUUUUUACUGCUUUGAUGGAAAAUGUCCAGAAUGUGCAAAGUAAGCUCAAAUCCAACAUAGAACGAAAGUUGAGCAAAUCUCAGGAGAAGAUGCAGGCCAUUGUUGGAAAACUGCAGGAGGAAAUCACAGAGCUGCAGAGGAAAGACACGCAGCUGCAGGAGCUCUCACAAAACCAAGACUCCCUACGGAUGUUGCAGACCCUACAGUCUCUGCAGACCAUCUCUGAUCAGACGGACUGCUCCCAGAUUCGAGUUUACUCGGACCUGUGCGUGCAGACAGUGAGGAGAGCUGUGAGUCACAUCAUGGAUGUUUUUGGAGCUGAACUGAGAACUCGGACCAACACCGAGCUGAGUAGGUUGCGCCAAUACAAAGAAUUGGUGACGUUUGACCCGUCUACUGCUGGUGGAAACCUUGUGGUGUCUGACUUUGGAAAACGUUUAAAGCAUCCUAAAAUAAUCUACUCAUCAUCAUCUGACGACACAGAGAAGUUCCACCUGCCCAUGAUUUUGGGGACAAAGGGCUUCUCCUCUGGCCGGCACUAUUGGGAGGUCCAAGUGGGCAUGAGGAACAUCUGGGACGUAGGUGUUGCUGCAGAGACAGCUGAUAGAUCUGGACGGGCAGCUCUAAAAAAAGAGAACGGCUUCUUUGCCAUUGGAAAGCGGGGGUUUGACUACCAGGUUCAUGGUACACCCUACAAGGUUCUCCAUCUGUGUCCCAGGCCUAGAAACCUAGGCGUGUAUUUGGACUACGAAGAAGGGAGGGUGUCCUUCUAUGACGUGGGAGAGAAGCAGCACAUUCAUUCUUUUUUGGGGGUGGAGUUCACCGGAAAACUUUUCCCAUAUUUCUAUCUCUACAGCAAAACAAAGAAAUCUGAAUCCCUAGUUCUGCACAAUUAAGGAUCCUUUUUAAAUUCCUUAAUAACUGUCCAACAAGACAAAAGUUAAAUUAACAGGACAGCAGGUUGUAGAAGAACAUGAUCAUUUGUAGAACAUUUAUGACAUUGGUACAGGUUAAUGUAAGAAAUUAUACACAAUAUAAAACAGACACAUAUUUAUACCCAUAACGUUUUCUUUUCUAAAGUCUUCUGCAUGUUUAACUCUGUUUUUCUUUGGUGCUGCAGCCUCGACCAACCUUUGAACCCUCCGAGUUUAGCAGCUACACUUAGUGGACAAAACUGAGUUUCUUGUUGUCAAGCAUUGAGAGAAAUACAGAUGAUCUCUUGGAAAAAAUUAAGCUUGAAUUGAGACGGGUUGACGGGAUGAUGCCUGCCUCAACAGCGAUUUCUGAAUGGUCAAUCAGGCAGGUCAAAGUAAAAAUGACAAUGUUGAGUCCGCGCAUAAGUAUUUUUAUUUUUGGUGAUUAAUCUGACUUUUUAAUGCUAGGUUGAACAAGAAAUGUAUUACUUUUGAAACCAACCUCCAGUGGUCUUUUGAGAAAUUGCAACAGUUACAUCCAAGUUUGCAUCAAAUUGAGAGAAGUAGGUUGGGAGAUUGUGUUCUGCGCUCUUCUCGCUCUGAAGACAAUUGUAUUUUCAUGUUAUGAAAAAAAAAUCAAUCUGGGAUUUAUUUGGUUUUAUUUAGCUUUGUGGACUUUUAGCUGAGCUAAUUAACCUGCUAUACUUGGAUCCAGUCCUCUGCCUUUUCUUGUGACACUAUCCCAGAUCCACCAACCCACAUCACCCACUUUAUAAUUAAAAACUACAAAAACGGAAUGUUAAGAAAGUAAAAAGUCCCUUGUUUAAAGAAAUUUUUAAAGAUUUUUUUCUGUCUUGCAAGAAAAAUAAUUUUAAGAAAGUUUGUCAAUCGCAAAAUAAUCUUAGUUUAAGCCUGGUCUAAACUGGUAAAUCUGAUUAUAGUGACAUAAAAUGUUUUUAAAUAGGUAAAAAUAUGAGGGCAGCUCACAGGAUGUUCAUAACAUCAACAACAUCUGUAAAUCUGUAAAACCUUCAGAGUUACCAUUCCGUUAGACAGCUGUCCAUCAGUUGUUGAAUGAACCCUGAAGCUCAUUGGUUAUCAGACGAAACCAGGGCUGAAAUGUGUGAUGUGUUUUAACAUUUACAUAAGGACCCUAAUAUAAAUGGAGGCAAUAUUUUAAAUGCAAAGGUUUGGACUUUUUAGAGGACAAAACGGCAGCCUGAAGGGGUUUUUCCCUGGAUGGUCAUCUGUCAUAAACUGAUUUCAGUGCUUGUGGUUUUGAAGGAAGAGCUCAGGAAAAGAUCACCAACAGGUGUGGUCUAAAAGCAAACUGUCAGAUCUGCAAAAGAGGAAUCCUAAUUUUAAAUCAUGAAGCUGUUUCCUUUAUGCUUUGCAUUUCCGUGUUUCACUGUGGUUCUUCUUCUCUCAAAAACAUUCUGUUGUGCAACCUGCUUACUAUAUAAAGCUUGUGGUGUUUGAGUUUUCUGAACAUCUUCAUUGCUGUUUGUCUGUUUCUGUUGUGAUGGUGUUAUAUUUAAAGGUGUGAUAUCACUUGUGAGAAAAAAGAAAUGGUGCUCACAACCACACGUGAUAAACACUGGCUAUGACUAGAAAGUUGAACAGUCCAGCAGGGUGCAAGCAGAAGGAUGAUGGGAGCCUCCCUCAGUGA